Messenger RNA from Penicillium nucicola, 1707 nucleotides. RefSeq lists its product as uncharacterized. NCBI's taxonomy places the organism in Eukaryota, Fungi, Ascomycota, Eurotiomycetes, Eurotiales, Aspergillaceae. Gene Ontology annotation, biological process: N-glycan processing. Gene Ontology annotation, cellular component: glucosidase II complex. The coding region runs from base 1 to 1707 and encodes 568 amino acids. The transcript is spliced from 3 exons. The record is from RefSeq and is a predicted model, not a curated record.
AUGAAGUCCUCUGAGUUGCUUUUGUUGCUGGCUGCGACUGCCUCAACGGCCCAGGCUAGUGAUAAGUCUGCCCGCCCUCGUGGUGUAGGCCCGGAAUUUGCCAAAUUCUACCAGGACUUGCCAACCUUCACUUGCAUCUCGAACCCUUCGAUCCAAAUCCCUUUCUCGGCCGUCAAUGAUGACUUUUGUGACUGCCCUGAUGGAAGUGAUGAGCCUGGCACAGCUGCCUGCGCACAUAUUUCACGCAACUCUCCACAGGUAGUUGCAGACCGACCUGGCAACAGCGAUCUGGAUAUCGCUCUCGCUCUUCCCGGAUUCUACUGCAAGAACAAGGGCCACAAGCCAUCUUACAUUCCCUUCCAACGAAUCAAUGAUGGAAUCUGUGACUAUGAAAACUGCUGCGAUGGCAGCGACGAAUGGGCCCAUGUCGGUGGAACCAAGUGCGAAGACCGCUGUAAAGAGAUCGGCAAACAAUGGCGAAAGCAGGAAGAGCAGCGCCAAAAGUCCAUGACUGCUGCUUUACGAAAGAAGAAGGACCUCCUCGUCGAUGCUGGUCGUCAGCAGCAGGAAAUUCAGGAUCACAUUGUUGGGCUCGAAGCCGAGAUCAAGGGUGCCGAGGUCAAGGAAGAGAGCCUUGAGGCUGCUUUGAAGACCGUCGAGGAACAGGAGCGCAAGAUCGUCCGUUCUGGAGGUGGCAAAGGCAAGGGCAAGGUCAAUGUCCUUGCUAAUCUCGCCAAGGGCCGCGUUGACGAGCUGCGUAAUGCGCUCGUGGAUGUGCGUCGCCAGCGGGAUGAGACUCGUGAGCGAGUGAAGGAGCUCGAGGAUAUCCUGGCCAAGGUCAAGGUUGAAUACAACCCAAACUUCAACGACGAGGGUGUCAAACGUGCGGUCCGCAGCUAUGAGGACUAUGCUGCUCGGGAGGAUGUAAUCAAUGAUGUGAACAGUGCCCAGGACCGUGACCUGGAUGAGAUUGCCAAGGUGGAUGGCGAGGAAAGCGGUGUUAACUGGGAACACUGGGAGAAUGAAGAAGAUGGCUGCCAGAACUCAGAUCUUGUUUACAAGUUGGCAGCUUAUCUCCCACCUUCGCUUGUCAAUUUCAUUGAAGACAAGGUCAUCUUAGCAAAGAGCUUCCUCGAAGAAAGCGGCAUCGUUGCCAAGACCGAUGAGGACUCUUCUUCGGAAUCCAAGGCCGUUACCCAAGCACGCGAUGCCCUCAAGUCCGCACAGGACUCUGUGACCGUUCUGAAAAACAAGCUGCGCGACCAGCGUGCUGACCUUGAGACUGACUACGGUCCUUCCUCUAUCUUCCGUGCACUGAAGGGAGUUUGCAUCACGCAGGAUGCUGGCGAGUACACAUACGAGCACUGCUUCCUGCAAUCGACCAAGCAAAACCAGAGAAAGGGAGGCAGCUCCGUGGCCAUGGGCAAAUUCUCCCAUGUUGGAACCACCAGCGUUGAGGAAAUCAACGAGGCCGGCGAGGUGAUCUCUGUUGAGAAAACCGUGAUCGAGUACACCCGUGGCCAGUCCUGCUGGAACGGACCUAAUCGCUCCACCAAGGUCAUCUUGGAGUGUGGCGAGGAAAACAAGAUCUUGAAGACGGCGGAGGAUGAGAAAUGUGUGUACUCCAUGCGCGUUACCUCGCCGGCUGUUUGUGUUGGCGGCGAAGACGGAGCAAACGGCGCACCUCGGUCGAAAGAUGAGCUGUGA